AUGGUGCCUCUUGCCUCGGUCGAUCGCUCAAUAUCCGCUGCCGCCCCAGGCAACAAACCACUUUUAAAAACUCCAAUGUCGGCUCCAAUGUCAGGUAGGAUAAGAAAAGCUCAAGAUGCCGAUCUGGACGACGAUAUAGAAGUACCAAAUCCGAAACGAGCAAGAGUAUCUUUUAAUCCGAAGGUCGAGGAAAAGGUUUUGGAAGAAUACGUCGCAAAGGGUAGAAGCCUAGAGAGCGUCAGAGUGGAGGUCAAGCGGGCAAUAGAGGCACACGGCAAAGGCGAUAGCGAAAAGUACGAUAGCAUUAAAGAAGUUUUCGCGCAAGCUGAGAAUGACGAGAGAGAGGAUACUGCUGCAAAUGACGAGGUGAAAACAUAUCUGAUCGCCCUUACUAGUUAUGCGUCUUUAUUGAACAAGGGCUGCAAUGGAUUAGUGAAAGCUAUAUUGAAGUGUGAAUGGAUGGGCAGAGAAGAGGGCUUUGUGAAGGCGUAUGCUCAGUUUCUGGGAAACUUGGUUAUGCGACUAUCGAGCGGGCGUCUUUCUGGCUGCCCAGAUGUCAGUCGCGACACGCUUUCGUCGAGAAUCCACUUUGCACUGAAAUACCUUCUUCGAUUGAUCCCCUCCGCUAGCGCUACACUAUCACCCAUUCUUUCGGCCAAGUUUCCUUUUGCCGACGAAUCGAAGAGGGUGCAUGUUACAUAUAUCAACAACCUCGUUCGCCUUCUCGAGUACGCUCCAGAAUUAAAAUCGGAUGUUUUCGCUCUCAUUACAGACAGACUAGUCAAGAUUGAUGUACAGAUGCAAGUUGAUCUAGACGAUGUGGAUGAUGAGGUUGCAGGUGCUAUUGUUCAAGCUCUCGCUAUGAACUCUUCUGAACAGGAAGAAGAAGGCGAUGAAGACGCAGACGAUUCUGAUGACAGCGACGCCGAAUCGGUCAAUAGCGAUGAUGCAAGUGGAGAACAAGCAAAACGAGCCAAAGAAAUCCAAGGAAGUGUCGAAAAGAUGGAUGCGAUACUGGACCGCUUAUUUGCUAUUUAUGAUCCUUAUUUCAUAGACUCAAAUAGCAUUGAAGCUGCAAAUAUGUUUGAGACUUUAUUAGGACAUUUCGCCAAUAUAAUUCUGCCUACAUACAGAUCUCGACACACACAAUUCCUCCUCUUCCACUUUGCACAAAAGUCGGAACAUCUAAUCGAUCAAUUUGCCGGAACGUGCGUGCAGUUGGCAUUUCAGCCUGGUAGACCCGCCGUGCUUCGACAAUCCUCUGCGGCCUAUCUCGCCAGCUUUGUCGCGCGAGGCGCACACGUUGAACCUCAAGUGGUUCGGACCGUUUUCGAACUCAUCGGGAGCAAUCUGGAUCACAUCCGCACAGAGAAUGAACUCACUUGCCGGGGACCGGAUCUAAAGAAAUAUGGAACUUUCUAUGCUAUGACACAAGCUCUACUUUAUAUCUUUUGCUUCCGCUGGCGAGACCUUAUCGAUUCCUCCGAAGUAUUCGACGACGAGGACCCUGCAGCAUUUAUUGGACAAGAUAUCAUUUGGACCACAGGUAUCAAGGAGACACUCUCCCGCGCUAUCUACUCUAAACUCAACCCUUUGAAAAUCUGCUCCCCGCCCAUCGUUGCCGAAUUCGCUAAAAUCGCACACCACCUACGAUUUAUGUACGUAUAUCCUUUGUUAGAAACCAACAAACGCAUUCGUUUGAGUCAAUUCUCUAGUGCAGUCGAAAAUGGAGCAUUGCGAGACUCAGGGAAUGGUGCAAGCAAUGAUAGUUGGCACCAAUUGGAUGCAUACUUUCCAUUUGAUCCAUAUCAAUUACCUGUGUCGAAGAAAUGGAUUGAGGAUGACUAUGUGCAAUGGAAAGGGAUUCCAGGACUAAACCAAGAAGAGGAUGAUGAUGAUAGUAGUGGAGAUGAGGAGGAUGAGGAGGAUGAGACUGCGCCUGAAGACGACGAUACGGCGACUGACGUAGAAGCGGAAGAUUGA
This is a messenger RNA of Sclerotinia borealis F-4128, 1983 nucleotides long. NCBI's taxonomy places the organism in Eukaryota, Fungi, Ascomycota, Leotiomycetes, Helotiales, Sclerotiniaceae. The record is from the annotation of a GenBank genome assembly.